Lachancea meyersii CBS 8951 is the source of this 1083-nucleotide messenger RNA. Lineage: Eukaryota; Fungi; Ascomycota; Saccharomycetes; Saccharomycetales; Saccharomycetaceae. The record is from the annotation of a GenBank genome assembly.
AUGUCGCAGCAGCUACUGCCUCAAGCCUACCUCACCAACUUCCACAAUAGAGUGAGAAAUGAGAACGUGCCUUGUUUCAUCACCGGUCAGCCCACAAGAGGCCACAAACGUGCCAAAGUCGUAAACUACGCAGAGUUCGAGACUGAUUUGCUCGAAGAGUUCGUGGACGAGGAAACGAGGGACCUGAAUGGCAAGGAAGACGAGAACGGGAAGCCCGCUGUAUCGGCCGAAGACUUGGCGAACGAGAACGCGCUGCCUGAUUUGGACACUCAGGACGAUCCGACGAAUAUCCUCAAGUACCCCAGAAUACGCGAGACGUUCCUUCAGAGUCGAAUCGCGACCCCUUACAAAGUUGCACUCUCAAAGCAAACAAAUUCUCAUUUGGCACCUGUGAUCAUUCCCAUACGGCUAAAUGUGGAACACAACGGCCACAAGGUGAUUGAUUUUUUCACCUGGAACCUCAACGACCAAUCCAUAACUCCCGACCAAUUUGCUGCCAUCUACUGCCAGGACCUGGAUUUUCCUGUAACGGCUGCGGUCUGUAGUCAAGUCAGUGCCUCUAUCACGGAGCAGCUUCAAGAGUACUCGACUUUGGCAUCCGUUGUGGUUCCAGAUCUGCACGUUAUCAUAAAUCUCACCUGUAAUCUUGACGACAAAAUGUACGAAGACAACUUUGAAUGGGACCUCAAUGAUCACACACUGACACCAGAACACUUUGCAAAUACAGUCGUUCAAGAUUUGGGCCUUACGCGAGAAUUCGCCCCAGCUAUAUCACACGCCCUCCACGAAGCCUUGCUGCGAGUAAGAAAAGACUGGCUAGAGGGACAUCUAAGUCCUGACCAAAUAGAAAAUGGGGCAGCGUUCGGCUACCUAUCAGGUAUUAGGCUGAAUGUGGACUCUCUCGGGGCAGAUUGGUGUCCGAAGGUAGAAGUGCUCUCGCAAUGGGAAAUUGAGAAGCGCGAAAUUGAGAAGGAAAGGAAUUUAAGAAGAUUGAAAAGAGAGAGCGCCAAAGUAGAAGACAGACUGUCACGCCGUAGUCGCAAAAGACGUGUGGAUGACUUGGAAACAACGAUGAGAAUCUAG